Messenger RNA from Nymphaea colorata (pocket water lily), 2113 nucleotides. RefSeq names its product trihelix transcription factor GT-4-like. The coding region runs from base 445 to 1626 and encodes 393 amino acids. The transcript has 5 exons. The record is from RefSeq and is a predicted model, not a curated record. Lineage: Eukaryota; Viridiplantae; Streptophyta; Magnoliopsida; Nymphaeales; Nymphaeaceae.
CCGAAGUCCCAAUCAGUAAGAAAUAAACCAAUAUUAAACCAUUAUACCAUCUGCUCCUGUGGAAGAAUGGUAAGGAAGAAGAUUAUACUUUUGGGUUGAAGACUUGAAGUAGAUGAUCCUCAGUGCGGCAGCUCUCCUUUUCAACUCUUCCGGAGUCCAAGCCCAAAAAUAAGUGCCUCGGGAGCCUUCUGAAAAACCCUCGAGCAAACCCCUUUGCUGAACCAGCUGCUUCUCCCGAAUCAGCUACCCCAGAAACCAUUAUCACCCAAUCGAUCGAUCCCCAUGAAGAAGCAUAGAACUCUCUCACCUUGCGCUUCAUUGAUGAAAGACCAUGAUUCGGUUGAAGAUAUCUAGCACCCACAAAACUAAACCCUCACCUUACCCCUUUUCCCGUCUUCUUCUUCUGUUUCCACCAGCCCAUCGAUACCAUCUUCGCCAUUCAUCAUGUAUGUGGCAGAAAAGAGGUCGCCUAUCGACUUCUACAAGGAGGAAGGGAUGAUGGAGGUGGUCGCCAACGGUAUGCAGCCCUCCCCUCUGCAGCAGCAGCCUCAACCUCUGCAGCAGCAGCAGCUCGUCCUGGCUGAGAGCAGCGGCGGGGAGGAUCACGAAAUCAAGCAGCCGAAGAAGCGCGCCGAAACGUGGAUUCAGGAAGAGAUCCUCACGCUUAUCGCCCUGCGCCGGGAGAUGGACGGCAUGUUUAACACCUCCAAGUCCAACAAGCACCUAUGGGAGCAGAUUUCCACCAAGAUGAGGGAGAAGGGAUUCGAUCGGUCCCCAACUAUGUGCACUGAUAAAUGGAGAAAUCUUCUCAAGGAGUAUAAGAAGGCCAGACACCAUGAUAGGGGAAGUGGUGCGGGCGGUGGUGGUGGAGGAGGGUCUGCCAAGACGUCUUACUACAAGGAGCUGGAAGACCUGCUGAGAGAAAGGGCGAAGAACGCGCCGUACAAGAGCCCACCUUCAAAGGUCGAGGCUUACAUGCAUUAUCCCGACAAAGGCAAUUCUCUAGGCCUUGAAGAUGCUGGUAUUCCUUUUGGACCUGUAGAAGGCAGUGCUAGGUCAUCUCUAAAUCUGGAGCGACGUCUGGAUCAUGACGGGCAUCCUCUUGCCAUAGCAGCUGCUGAUGCAGUUGCUGCCAAUGGUGUUCCCCCAUGGAACUGGAGGGAUACCACUGCAAAUGGUGGGGAUAGGCAGUCCCCUUUUGAAGGAAAGGUCAUACUGGUGAAAUGGGGUGACUACACACGAAGAAUAGGUGUUGAUGGCACUGCUGAGGCUAUAAAGGAAGCUAUCAAAUGUUCUUUUGGCUUAAGAACAAAGCGUGCAUUCUGGCUAGAGGAUGAAGAUGGGAUAGUCCGUAGCCUAGAUAGAGACAUGCCACUGGGAACGUACUCUCUUCAUCUUGAUGAGGGCUUGACAAUAAAAGUUUGUUAUGAUGAUCCUGGCAUGGCUGAAGAGAAGACUCUGUACACAGAGGAUGACUUCCGUGAUUUUCUAACACGUCGUGGCUGGACUGGCUUGAGAGAGUUUCCUGGUUUUAGAAAUGAGUUCACUGCAUUCAGAAGUCUUGAUACUCUUGAUGACCUCCGCCCUGGCUGCAUGUAUCAGGGUGCAAGAUUACUAAGUGAAUAGAGCUCCAUUGCAGCAUCACUGUGAUCUCAUUGUGUGAAGGUGCUGCGGUGACUCGUAAGUAGUCAUGCUAUUUGCACAUAUCACUGUAUUACAUCUCUUUUCCUGCUCCAUUAUUUGAGCUCAAAGUAAUGCUUCACUUGAUAUUCUUGGUGUGAGCGGGUCAUCUCCAGCACUGUGGUCCUCCAUCUGCAUUUGAACGGCAAAUUGCUUGGACCUCCAUGCCCCUUGUAUAUAAUCUGCAGAAGGAUAAAUCCUCGUACUUUCGGACAGAUAGCACUCCGAGGUGUUUAUAUUUUCACAGCUGCUUGUGUUGUAAUUUCUAUCAAGAGUUGCUGUGGUCUUUCUAUUUGAGAAGACUUUUGUAUCUUUCGUUUUGGGAAAGCUAAUGGAAUUGAUAUUUAAAGGUACCGGUCUUGAAAGAAAGAACCUUUAUGGAGAUUUGUGAUGUGUUUUGCUUUAGAUAAUUGCCAAGCAGGGAAUUCUGAUC